AUUAUUUAAAUUUAAAUAAACUAUGAAUUGUUUAGUUUUGUAAGUAGUUUGUUAAAAGUAAAUAAUCACGAUGUGGAAGCUUCUGUGUGUCUUGGCGGUGUGCGCUUCGCAAAUUGUUUCCGGAUACAGGAUCCUAGUUGUGUUUCCGUUUCCGAACAAAAGUCAUUCGAUACUCGGCCACGGGGUCGUGAGAGUGUUGCUGGACGCCGGACAUCAGGUGACGUACAUCACGAAUUCUCCGAUGAAGAGCUCCAGUCCCAACCUUCGCCAGGUGGAUGUCAGCGAUAAUGUCAACCAUUUCCCCAUCAACGCAUUCAAUCUGGAAACGUUCCUGCAAAACCAAAUAAGAACCGAUGACAUAACGUUUUUCUACGAGGCAUUCUUCGUGUUGAACAAGGCGACGAUAGCCAACCCGAACGUGCAGGCCCUGAUGGGAGAUCCUGCGCAGGAGUUUGAUCUCGUCUUCGUGGAGUGGAUGUUUAGCGAGCUCAUGUCUGGUUUAUCAGCAGUAUACAACUGCCCGUACGUUUGGUUUUCAUCUAUGGAGCCGCACUGGAUGAUCCUGGAACUCAUAGAUGAGGCUCUGAACCCGGCGUACACCACAGAGAUAAUGUCGUUGAACUCUGCGCCACUGACGUUCACGGAGAGGGUCAGCGAGCUCUAUGGACAACUGCACACCAAGGCUUAUAAAGCUAUACAUUACGACUCUCUGGAACGGCAGGCUUACGAAAAAGGUUUCGGGCCUUUUGUGGCUGCUAAAGGUCGAGUUCUACCUCCGUGGGAGGAUGUCAAGUACAACGCAUCUCUCAUGCUGGCCAACGCUCACGUGUCUAUGGGAGAAGCCACCAGACUGCCUCAGAGCUUCAAGCCAAUAGGCGGGUACCACAUUGACCCUAAGACUGCUCCUUUACCACAGGAUCUUCAAAACAUUAUGGAUAAUGCCUCAAAUGGUGUGAUAUACUUCAGUAUGGGAUCGACCCUACAGAGCAAGGAUUUACCAGAUGAAAUCAAAACAAGUCUACUGAAAAUGUUCGGCCAGUUGAAACAAACAGUAUUGUGGAAGUUUGAAGAAAAUGUGCCAAACCUACCGAAAAAUGUUAAAAUUAUAAAAUGGGCUCCACAGCCAAGUAUUUUAGCUCAUCCAAACUGCAUCCUCUUCAUCACCCACGGCGGUCUGCUCUCCACGACUGAGACCAUCCACUACGGAGUCCCCACCAUCGGCAUACCAGCCUUCGCUGACCAGUUCCUCAACGUGAAAAGAUCUGUCAAGAAGGGCAUAGCUAAGAUGGUCUACCUGUCUUACAACUUAGCCGAUGAGCUUAAAGAGGCUAUUGAAGAGAUGAUUAGCAAUUCCAGUUACAGACAAAGAGUGCAGGAGUUGUCGGAGGUCUACCACGACCGACCGGCGCCGCCCGCCGCUGAGCUGGCCCACUGGGUGCGUCACGUCAUCCGCACGCGCGGUGCCCCGCACCUUCGCUCCCCUGCUCUCCUGGUACCCUGGUACCAGAAACUCUACCUCGAUCUCGCCGCUGUUGUGUUUGUUGUUAUUGUUUUGUUGUUUGUUGUUGUUAAACGAUGUUUGUUGUGUUUAGUGUCUUCGAAGAAAGUAAAGAAGAGUUAAGUAAUUAAAUAAAGAUAAAUUAUAAUCUA
This is a messenger RNA of Plutella xylostella (diamondback moth), 1650 nucleotides long. Its product is annotated as UDP-glycosyltransferase UGT5. The record is from RefSeq and is a predicted model, not a curated record. Gene Ontology annotation, molecular function: UDP-glycosyltransferase activity. NCBI's taxonomy places the organism in Eukaryota, Metazoa, Arthropoda, Insecta, Lepidoptera, Plutellidae.